AGGCAGCUACCGGUCUGGUGGUUUCAGGAUUGGUUCUGGAUAUCAUGGCCAAAGUCAUAUCCUUUCAUAUGCACCAUGAUGCCAAUGUUUGUGUUUGCGUUGGAGGAAAACUUAUCGCGGUGCUUGAACUUGAGAGGUUGUUUCAAAUAAGAUAUUAUUGCAGUCCAGCGAAGCGGAAUGAGUUCCUAACUCAAUGGAGAGAAGCAAUAGAAAAGGUUCAGGCGUUUACCGAAAUUUACGAAUAUGAUAUUGCUGUUACAAGUUGGGUGUUGCCAACUCCUCUUGAACUUUUUAAGACCCUGGUCAAAGCUGAUCGGUGGGUGACGGCCAACCACCAUGACAGUCAUGCUGCCAUCGGAUACUACGAUUCACCAUUUAAUAAUGCAUUAGUCUUUUCAUAUGAUGGAGGUGGUAAUGACGGAACAUUCAACGUUUAUCACGCCAACAGAAAUGAUGGAAUUAAACAUAUAGAACGAGUCCUCUUAAACCUUGGAGAUCGGUACCAUUAUCUUACCCGUGCAUUUUCUGAACUUAACAAGAUGAAGUUUAACCCGAAUGUGAUGCAAAUGUAUACAGGGGCUGUUCGUCCUCAUAGUUCAUUGACAGGAAAAAUGAUGGGAUACUCAGCUCUGGGUAACGUCCGUAAAGAAUGGAUCCCAGCAUUCAAGGAAUACUAUAAGCUCUAUACCAGUGAAAUAGGCCUGUCGUUCCAGCUUGGGCACAAAAUAGGACUGUCGCUGGAAGAAAAUGCACUUGAUGGACAGAAUGCUAUGGAUGUAUCUGCCACGAGUCAAUAUGUAUUUACUCUCUUAAUUUGUGAAAAGAUUGAUUUGUUUCUUAAUCGAUACACCUCUAUUGUUGGCAGUGCAAAACUUGAUGGUAUCGUUUUAAGCGGUGGUUGUGCAUUGAAUGUUCCUGCAAAUCAAUUAAUAGUCAGCAAGUUUGGUUACCCUGUCCACGUAGCCUCAGCACCGAAUGAUUGUGGGAUAUCAGUUGGUGGAGCCUGGAUUAUUGUUCCGCCAUCAAGCCCACAACGUAUUCAAUUCUGUGGUCUCCCACUCUUUGAUGGAAACAUGUUAAAUCAUUUCGUAAAGUUGCGUGAAGCGAAACAAGUCUCAGUUGCAGAUGUUGCACAGCUGCUAACUAAAGGUGCUGUCAUAGGACUCGUUAGAGGACGACAAGAGUUUGGACCGAGGGCUCUUGGGCACCGAUCAUUAAUAGCAUUUCCAGAUAAAGCUGAUGUUAGGGAACGUAUCAAUACUCUGAAGAGUCGUGAAUGGUUCCGUCCCCUCUGCCCUUCAGUUACGGUGGAAUUCGCACCAAAGUUGGUAAUGGGUGACUGCGAAAAGUUUGUUACUGCUUUUUAUCAGAAAAUGAACGUUGCUAACACUGAGGAAGCCAACGUAUAUCCACUCGCUGAUUGGACAAUCUCUUCAAAGCUGCGUCUGAAUAAAGAUGAAAGCUAUAAAGAAUGGACACCGUAUUCACCUUACAUGUCUUUUGCACCGCUUUUAAAUGACGAGUCACAGAAAAAAUUCCCUGCCAUCACUCAUUAUGAUGGAACAGCUAGAUAUCAAACUGUUUCAAAAGAGGAUGACCCGUGGUACCACUCACUAUUGUGUGAGGUUGGCAAGAGGACAGGUGGAAGCGAGAUUCUACUCAAUACAUCUUUUAACGUCAAGGGAAAACCAAUCUUGAAUCGUAUUAGUACUGCUCUACAAGUCCUAGAUGACGCCCCUCUUGGUUUUCUAGAUUACGUCAUUGUUGAAGAUUGGCUUUUUACACCAAAAUUAAUUUAUGUGGCCUCAAUUUUAACGGUCCCUACUAGGUUAAAAUUGAACUAUGAUAAAACUACAGCGAUGUGGCUUAGUUCUUUGAGAAAUUCAAAAGAUACAUUACCAAGAGUAGAAAUAGCAAAUUCUCCCAUUAAAGCUCAUGGCUUUUAUUUUUCAUAUAACUCUCAGCUGUGUGAAAUUUAA
This is a messenger RNA of Anneissia japonica, 1979 nucleotides long. Its product is annotated as nodulation protein NolO-like. The transcript is spliced from 16 exons. Gene Ontology annotation, biological process: biosynthetic process. Bases 45 to 1979 code for a protein of 644 amino acids. Lineage: Eukaryota; Metazoa; Echinodermata; Crinoidea; Comatulida; Comatulidae. The record is from RefSeq and is a predicted model, not a curated record. Gene Ontology annotation, molecular function: catalytic activity.